UUCAUGGGGCGUGCUCUGUGCCAGGCCCCGGGCCAUGAAAAGGAGUCUAGUUCCCAAUGUCAUGGACCUCACAGUCCAUGACACUCCAGUCUGCUGGAAGAGGGAGACACUGCAGUGGACAUGGCUCAUUCUGGCUUCUAGGCAUCGGAACACCCUUUCUCUUGGGAAGAAACUCGAGAAAACACUUACCCAUCCUGCAAAAUCAGGUUCAGAGCUACCCUUUGUCACUGAAGGUGACUGAAGGCGAACCACUACCUUUGGCUUACCACUGUGCCAAGUCCACUUACUUAUCUCUACAUUGGAAGUUGCUCAAGGGCGGGGACCCCCACACCAAGCACCAGGAGGAGGAAGAGACCUCAGAGAUGCAUCCGCACAGAGGAAAGGCCGUGAGAAGACACUGGGAGAAGCAGGGAGACAGUCCUCAGGAGAAGCCAACCUUGCUUUGCCUUGAGCUUGGUUCUCCAGCCUCCAGAACCGAGAGGAGACCGAGGCAGAAUUCCAGAUGCCAUAUGCUCCGGGCAGGUGUUGUGGUGGAGGAGACUGGGUGCAGGAGGAGGUCUGAAGUGGAUGGACUUCUGUUCCCAGAGGCAUGGCACAGGCAUGGGGCUGCACUUGGCAUACCUGGGUGCCUGGGGCCCUGGGGUCCCGACUACUCUCACCAUACAGAGGCAAGAGAGGACUCACUGCUCCUUCCCAGCCCGGUGCUUCGCGCCUCACGCAUCACCCGCUCCCUAUUCAAGGCACAGAACAUGGGUAAACACGAGGAGCAUUCCCGGCUUGGUGUGGCUACUGGGCAGCCUGUGCACAGAACGGCAGAAGAUGAGGUGGGAGGAGGGCAGGAGCUGGGUGCUGCAGCUCCACAUCGAGGUGGGCACCAAGGACCAGAGUGACGGACUGUUGGAGACAUUCUAUGGGGGCAUGGUAGGACCAAGCUGCAUUUACAAAGACCACUCUGGCUGCACCUUGGAGCCUGGAUUGGAGAGGACCCACCAGGGGCCCGUUAAAGGGCUGUUCAGGAAAACACAGUGACUCUGAUUCUGAAUCCUGUGGCACUUCCAGGACACAGGCACAGAAAGAAUGGGUCUGUGGGAGGGCGAUUCCAGUUGGCCUGACAUUCGGGGACAAAGAGCUCCGUCAUAUGUUCAGCUUCUCCCUGAGUAUUUGUUGAGGUUGCAGAGGGAACGGUGUGCUCUGGACUUGCCAGAGUACAGGACAGGAGAGAUGAGAUCCGGGUUGGCCUCCCUGCCCAGAAUCCACCUGCCAGAAAGGUGACCUGCCCAUCUCCCGAACAGUGGCUUGGCUGGGGCUACCAGGCCUGGGAACACUGCACUGGGAGGUCCCCGCCUUGCCACCCCAUACCAGCUGCCCUCUCUGCUGAGUCCUCCAGACCCAGGGCCAGUGUCAGCAGUAGUGGUGGCAACUAUUUUUGGCACAAGCAAGCUCAGUGCUUUGCAUGGCCAGGUCCACAAUUUCAUUCACUCCUCCGGAGGCCCUAGGAGGGUGGUUUGUCACCCCAUUUUAAAGAUGAGGAAAGGGAAGCUCAUCGAGGUCAGGACUCCCCAGUCAUCCAGCUGUUUCUUAUGCCUCAAAGUAUACAUAUACAUUUUUUAUAUAAGAUCUUGUCUUUGCCACUUGUGGAAUCAGGGGUGGUACCAUCCAAGCAGGACAUGGGGUGGACAGAGCUCUGUGGGGUGGGGGUCCAGGGACAGGAAUGGGAAAGGAUAAGCUGCAACCCCAAGAAGUACUGAAUAUCCCACUCCACGUGGCUCCCCCGUCCCCGAGCAGGGGGCCCAAGUCCUGGAAACGAAUCCUCAAGGCCCUGCCCCCAGGCCUACAAAACCUGAAGUCAGAAGAGACGUUUCUUCCACUUGGGUUACCUUGGACUUAGUUUUUUGGUGCAGAACCAAGUGGGAAUAGGUGCGGCCCAGCUUCUCCCCCGAGACAUGCAGGCCAAGCACACCAAUGUUCUCACCCCUGGGCCCAGAGUCUGGGCUUUCAGAGUCUCUAGCCACCUUCUAAGCCACCAGCAAUCCUUCAUGGAAGAAGGCAAGGAUCAGAAAUCACCACAUCCCUGGCCUCCACCCUUACUGUGAGUUCCCAGGGACUUUUAGCUGGGUUCGUGGGUCCCCAGGGGCAGUGACAUCAAAUCUCAGGUUCCACUGGGAGGCCUGAGUUUGGCCACCUCUUUCCCCAAGGAUUAGCUCUGGGGUCUGAAUCCAACAAGACCAACAUCUCAGGUACUUUGUAAGAGAUUCAAACAACUAAUUCUGUUUUCCUCCCUUAUCACUUUGCACACAUGAAAUCUGUUUUUAAUAGCUUUCAAUAUAUAAUCUUUAAAAAAAAAGUCCCACAGUUUGCUCCCGCCCCCAAAUUGUUCUUAGAGAAAUUUAUCUUGUACGUUUCUUAAGAAAAUCUAUAUGUGCUCCAUGCAUUUAAAUAACACUCAUUAAAGUGAACUGCGCGCAAGCCAACUUCUCUAGUCACAGAUGAGAGACAAUCGCCUGACCUAUUGCAAAUCAAAAAGCAUUUUGCACACCACCUUUAUUUUUCAAUUGGUUAAGUUUUAAAUUAAAGUCCCAACACCCUUUUUGGGAAAUCAGACUAAUAGAGCCCUGACUGAAAUUUUCGCUCAGUCGAUUGAAAGAUAAUUACAAGAAACAAAAUGUGAAAUUUUAAAUCAGGGCACUAAUGAAGUCUAAAAAUACCAGUGGCCCAUCCUUCUGGCUGGCAAGACCUGUUCCUCAUGAAGGGGGAUCUCUCCAUAAUUACUCAACCCCGUGAGAGGCCAGGUUGUCACGUCAAACAAUGGUAGGCAGAAAUCGCACGACUGUAAUGAGCUAGAUCGAGAGGCGUUCUA
This is a messenger RNA of Sciurus carolinensis (gray squirrel), 2857 nucleotides long. RefSeq lists its product as uncharacterized. NCBI's taxonomy places the organism in Eukaryota, Metazoa, Chordata, Mammalia, Rodentia, Sciuridae. Bases 57 to 890 code for a protein of 277 amino acids. The transcript has 4 exons. The record is from RefSeq and is a predicted model, not a curated record.